CGCCUCAGUAGAGUUUGUUUUCGUGUGCCGUCGUUGCCGACUCAGAUUCACUAGGGAAAAAUGAGAUUUUUCUACUAAAAGCUUAAAACAAAUUUCAGAAAAGAUUUCCAUCAAAGUGUUAUUUAUUGGAGAGUUAAAGAUUGAACUACUGAAGCAUUAAAAAAUGGACAACUUCCUUCGUAGCUCCAGUUUUAGCCAGGAGACGGCUUUACUUUUCACUAACGAGAAAAUAGCGUCCGCUCGUGGGAAGAUCGUAGAUUUGCUGAAUGAUUCACUAACCGCUAACGCUGCCGGAAAGUCCGAAAUCAUAGCAAAGGUUCAAGAACUGAUUAUACACUCGGACGCUGAGCUGUUGUUGGAAUUUUUGGAUAAUAUUUUAGCAUUUGCUCACGAUCCCAACCAGGAUGUCCGCAAAUCCGUAGCCGGUUUUAUCGAAGAGGUGUGCAAAAGCAACAUUAACUUUUUACCGAAUGUAGUUAACACGUUAUUUGCACUGCUGCGAGAUUCUGCUCCUAGUGUUUCAAAGCGAGUUAUUCAAGGAUGCGGGACCAUCUACAAGCAAGCAUUGAUAUGGAUUUGUUCCCUGACGGAUAUUACCGAAGAAGUAGAGCAGGCUUGGAACACGCUCUGUCUGAUAAAGGCUUCGAUUCUCGAUAUGAUCGAUAAUGAUAAUGAUGGUAUUAGAACAAAUGCAAUAAAAUUUCUGGAAGGAGUAGUCAUUCUUCAAACGUACCCGGAUGAGGACACUAUGAAACGGGAGAAUGAUUUUUCUUUGGAAAACAUACCUUUAACGUUGAAGAUUGCCCGAAGACGUAAGUUAGAAGACGAAGCUGUUAAUAUUUUUGAGUUGCUUCUACAGUUUCAUGCCGCAUCCCACAUUUCUUCAAUGAACUUGCAAGCUUGCACCGGUACACUUUGCCUGAUUGCGCGAAUGCGUCCCUCAAUGAUGAAUCAAGUCGUGGAAGCGCUUAAAAAUCUUCACUCAAAUUUACCACCAACGCUUUCUAACUUUCAAGUUAGUUCCGUUCGUAAGAAUCUAAAAUUACGUUUCCUCGAUCUACUGAAACAUCCGGCCUGCUUCGAGCACCAGACAAGCAUUGCUCAGAUUCUUCAGGAUCUUGGUGCUUCUAACAGCGAAAUCGGCCGUGCGAUUCCGAAACUGGAUAGACGUGAACAACAGCGGCGUGCAAAACGUGCGUUAGAAAAUUCGUCUUCGGAAUUUGCUGCGAAAAAAGCUAAACUUGGUGAGCAUAUGCGGCGGGAGAAGGAACGAGCCGCGCCACGCCAGAUGGAAAUUGACUAUGACGAACUCAACGAGCAAAAGACCAAAUCCAACCGUCUGAAUGAACAAUUUUUGACUGAUAAUUUGGAAAAACUUGACGCGGUCGUACAACUUGUUAUAAGCACUAUGUCUAAACUGCCACCGGAAGCACCGCAGACUUUUCUCCAAACCUAUACGCCAUCACCGGGCGCCACGGUAGCUCAACAAAUACAACAGAUUGUACCUAAUUUGGCUCAACAGAUGACAGAUGUACGAACUGGUCCAGGUUCAUCAGCCCUUUCCAAGGAACUUCCAAUGCGGCCGAAGAUAAGUGACGACGAGGAGAGGAGCAUUAUUCAUGGUAAGGCAAACCGACGCCGUGACCCGGAUGGCGAAGACGAUGACGACAACGAAGAGAGCCGAAAACUACGCGAGUCGUUGGAGCGCGUCAAAGGCGCUGCGGGUGAACCGAAGAUGAAGGCCAAAGUUAAAGUACUUCGCCUUCAGGAUAUCACAAAACCUCAACUUCGUGAUAUGCGGUUCUCGUUCCUGGAUGAAGCUGUGAAAAGAAUACUGAAAGCGGAAAAGUCCGCCCUCAUCGGUGGGGUCGCGGCAAAACGAAGACGAAUUAUAACAGUGUUCGGAUCGAGUUUUAUGCCCUCGGUUCGGGAUGCCAUUUUGGAGUUCAUUCUUGAAGAUGUUAGCAAACGCUUGGAUUUAGUUUUUUCGUGGAUGUUUGAAGAGUACAGCUUGCUGCAGGGUUUCACCCGCCAUACGUACAUAAAAUCUGAGAUGAAGGCUGACUUUGCGUAUACGCAACUGUUGCUAAAAAUUCUGACCAAUAUCAUGGAACGGCAGGACUUACGGGAAAAAGAAUCGUUGCUGAAAAGAUUGUACUUGGAAGCACCGCUACUUCCGGACGAAGUAAUAAGUCUAUUGGGUCAGAUGUGUCAACUGGAAGAACUGGCCGAUUGUGGUAUGCAAAUUACGAAAGACUUGCUCGUUAGACGUCCUCCUAAGGAGAAAGUGUUCCUGGAAAUUCUCUUCAAAUAUUCGGCUAGCGAAAAUGGCAUUAUUCGUGAGAAGGCUGUCCACUAUUUGUUGCAUAUCUAUUCGUUGCAUCGUAUACUGACAGAAGAAAUGGAAAAACAAGCAUUAUUGUGGUUGGGCUAUCUUGAGCAUGAAACCCCACCGGAAGUGAUAUUUUCCAUAGAAUUAGGACGUUAUGAACAUCCAAGGAUUUGGAAUGAUGACUUAGCCAAAACAUGUCUCGGGUUGUUUUUGGAAAUAUUAGUUUAUAAUCAGGAGAUGAUUCACAGGCUGUCGGAAGUCUACAUAAAGGCUACUUCCGAUAUGAAGAGGGCAAUGCUAAGAGCUAUCGAAGCCCCCGUUAGGAAGAUAGGGGCUGAGAGCGAAGAGCUGCUUAAACUAAUAGAGCAGUGUCCGAAAGGUUCAGAAACUAUCAUCACCAGAAUCAUCUAUAUUUUGACGGAGAAAACAAUUCCGACACCGGAACUGGUGGAGCGUGUUCGUAAUCUACACCAAACGAGAGUAUCGGACGUUCGCCUCUUGAUUCCGGUUAUUAAUGGACUCACCAAGAAGGAAGUUCUCAGCGCACUACCGAAGCUGAUCAAGUUGAACCCGAUGGUCGUGAAAGAAGUCUUCAAUCGACUAUUGGGCGUUGGAGCCGAGUACAGCAGUUCGAAUCUACCGAUCACACCAGCAGAGCUAUUGAUCGCUCUACAUACUAUCGACACCAGCAAGGUCGAGCUGAAAUGGGUCGUGAAAGCAACCUCUCUUUGCCUGGCUGAAAAGGAAACCUACACCCAUGAUGUGCUGGGAAGCGUAGUUCAGCAACUGGUAGAGUUGUCCCCGCUACCGACGCUCCUGAUGCGAACCGUUAUCCAGUCUUUGACCUUACACCCACGACUUGCUGGUUUUAUAACGAAUCUUCUUCAGCGACUUAUCCUGAAACAAGUCUGGAAGCAGAAAGUCGUUUGGGAUGGGUUCCUAAAAUGUGCCCAGCGAUUGGCACCUCAGAGCAUGGGUAUACUUAUUCAACUUCCCUCUGCCCAGCUGCAGGAUGCUUUGAACAUAUGUCCCGAGUUCAGGGAGCCCAUGCUGGAGCAUGCCCGGGAAAUCAUGGAACACCAGAUUGGACACGUUUCGCAGGAUCGGAUGGAUGUGCUGUUGGGAAUAUCCCCGCAUAAUCCGAAUGAAGGCAACGACUUGCAGAUUGUUGGGAACUACACCGAGGAUCCUCCAAUGGUUUCCCAUCUACCGGUGCUCGUUAAACAAGAGAAGGACGUUGAACGCCCUGAACCUGCCCCGCCAGGUAUGGAAUAGGCGGCAAACGGUUACUGUUCUUCAGCGGAUUGAGUUAUGUAGUUCAAUAAUCACUAGAAUGAAUAAAAAGAUCACAUAAUUGGCAAUUUGAACUAAUCCAUCAAGAAGUGAAAACAAUGAUUCUCGCGCCACCUACACCUCGGUUUUCAUACAUUAGGGUGUAUGGAGAACAGCAAAGAUGAUAAAGUACAAGAUAUCCCACUGUCAGAUUACACGAACACACCUUCGUCAACAUCAUUUUAGUGAUUCCAACACCAUCUUUCGAGUUCUCAUUGAACCAGCAGAACGCACUUGUACUAAUUUCUUUCAGCGUGCAAUUGCGCGAGCAUAUCAGAUGCUUUCGGAAAUGUGGUUCUUUUCGCACCGGAAUGAGAGUGAGCAGAAUGGCAAAUGGAAUGAAAUGAUCAAUAGGAAAACCAAUGAAAUUCUUUUGUAAUUGAUCGGCUCUAAAUUCAGAAAGCACCUAUGAGGAAGGAUUAUAAUUUUCGUUUGGAGAACUGUUUGUAUCGUUAAUGAAAUAUGCGAGCAUAUCGUUUGUAGCGAACAUUAUCAAAGGAAAUUAAAUCCAAAAAGGCCAACCGGUUACUUCUUCCUGUAAUAUUUAUAAUAGGGUCGCAGAUUUUGGAGGAAGCAAAUAAUAAUGGUUUCAAGGUAAUAGGAAUGAUUUCGGCGUGUAGAUCUUUUAGGAACUGACCGAACACUUCAUUAUUUUAAAUAAAAUAAUGCGAGUCCCGGCAGACUGACUCAGCUAGGGACUAGGCUAUAGAUCUCUCCAAUCUGUAUUGGUAGCAGCAGAAUGAAAACGAGAAUCGAAAAAUAUUUUUCAAGCAGACUCUUUCAGUAUACUUUUUCCAGUUACUACCCGUCAUUCUUUACCGCUUAUGGCAUUUUCGUUUUUGACAGUGCACUACACCGGUAUAGUCGGUGCUACACUCAUUCAAACUUGGGUGUAAUCAGUUUAUCUGGUUCUUGGCACUACACUGGUGUAGCACCAAGAAAAAACAAAAACGCUAUUAGCUAAUGCACUUCAGAAGGAUGUGCUCCUUUUUCUUUGAUGAUGUCGUUUCAUCUAUCAUUCUCUGC
This is a messenger RNA of Topomyia yanbarensis, 4690 nucleotides long. It is a transcript of the gene Sym, whose product is annotated as symplekin. The record is from RefSeq and is a predicted model, not a curated record. Gene Ontology annotation, cellular component: mRNA cleavage and polyadenylation specificity factor complex. The transcript has 5 exons. Lineage: Eukaryota; Metazoa; Arthropoda; Insecta; Diptera; Culicidae. Bases 164 to 3607 code for a protein of 1147 amino acids.